Messenger RNA from Knipowitschia caucasica, 1536 nucleotides. The record is from the annotation of a GenBank genome assembly. NCBI's taxonomy places the organism in Eukaryota, Metazoa, Chordata, Actinopteri, Gobiiformes, Gobiidae.
AUGCAUGUCGGCACGUGCACGCGCCUAAGCACCGGGCACAUCAUCAUCAUCAUCAUCAUCAUCACCAACACCACCGACACCACCGACACCGCCGCCGCCGUGGAGUCACAUGCAGUGGUUGCGACUCCUGCAGCCGCACUGACAAGUCCUCAUAUCAGCGAGAUGUGUGGACGGACCAGGACGGCCCUGUUGUGUCUUUGGGCUUUCUUGCUGGGCAUCAACACUGUACUGGGCGGAGGGAGCCCGGGGCAGAAUGGCCAGACAGAUGAUAAUGCAGAUGACACUAAGGUCUUCACCAAGAUCUUAGACAGCCUUCUGGACGGCUACGACAACCGCCUCCGGCCCGGACUCGGAGAGCGUGUAACUGAAGUCAAGACUGACAUUUUCGUGACCAGCAUUGGGCCCGUUUCAGACCACGACAUGGAGUACACCAUUGACGUGUUCUUCAGACAGAGCUGGAAGGACGAGCGGCUAAAGUUCAAAGGGCCCAUGUCGGUUCUUCGUCUCAAUAACCUGAUGGCGAGUAAGAUCUGGACGCCGGACACGUUCUUCCACAACGGAAAGAAGUCGGUGGCCCACAACAUGACCAUGCCCAACAAGCUGCUGCGCAUCACAGAGGAGGGCACGCUGCUGUACACCAUGAGGUUGACAGUCCGAGCUGAAUGCCCCAUGCAUCUGGAGGACUUCCCCAUGGACGCCCACGCCUGCCCACUCAAGUUUGGCAGCUAUGCGUACACUCGCGCUGAGGUGAUCUACGUCUGGACCAGAGAGCCGGCGCAGUCUGUGGUGGUGGCUGAAGAUGGAUCCAGGUUGAACCAGUACGAUCUGAUGGGACAAAGUGUGGACUCUGGUGUGGUCCAGUCCAGCACAGGAGAGUAUGUGGUGAUGACAACCCACUUCCACCUGAAGAGGAAAAUUGGCUACUUUGUGAUCCAGACGUACCUGCCCUGCAUCAUGACGGUGAUCCUGUCCCAAGUGUCGUUCUGGCUCAACAGAGAGUCAGUUCCUGCCAGGACUGUGUUCGGAGUGACCACUGUGCUGACCAUGACCACCCUGAGUAUCAGCGCCAGAAACUCUCUCCCUAAAGUGGCCUACGCUACAGCCAUGGACUGGUUCAUCGCCGUGUGCUACGCUUUCGUGUUUUCGGCCCUCAUCGAGUUUGCCACGGUCAACUACUUCACCAAGAGGGGCUACGCGUGGGACGGCAAAAGUGUGGUUCCAGAGAAGCAAAAGAAAAAGAAGGAGUCCAUGCUGAAGAAGAACAACACCACAGCCUAUCCCGCCGCCACCGCCACCACUUUCGCCCCAAACAUUGCAAGGGACCCUGGAUUGGCCACGAUUGCCAAAAGCGCACCUCCUCCUCCCACUGAACCCAAGGAGGAGCCCAAGCCCAAACCACCAGAGGCCAAGAAAACCUUUAACAGUGUGAGCAAGAUUGACAGGAUUGCCAGAAUAGCCUUCCCGUUGCUCUUUGGAACAUUUAACUUGGUCUACUGGGCGACCUACUUGAAUAAGAAGCCCAAACUGCAGGUGUAA